AUGGCACGAAUAGGCAAGUGCUUCGAAUGCAUUUUGCAAGGGGAAGUGAAUUUCAAGCACUUUCCUUCAUUUGUCGAGCGCCUCAGCGGACUGUGCGACGAGAAUGUUGUCAAAGAAGACAUUGCAUACAAAGAGUAUGUUUACAAUUUUGACGACAAAUGUCCUCAAUACAUUGCUGGCGUGCCUCACUACGAAGUUCGUGCGCGCCAUGUGUUUUCGGGCUCUACAACAUAUCAAGGAAAAGCUGUUGAAAUGCCGUCUGAUGGAGGACAAAAGUGGGAGUUACGAUAUAUUGGACGAUGGGAGCGCAAGAAAAUGUCUGAGCAUGUCGGCAGUGCCCCACUUGGCGUACCAUUUCGAAGCCAAAUUGCCGUGUCGGUUGGUCAAAACGUGCGCUCGUUUCUUGGAACGCUUGGGUUCCGACAUAGCUACAGAUACAUGCGUCUGGGGACACUUGAUCCACUUGGUUGUGAAUAA
Molecule: messenger RNA, 477 nt
Organism: Plasmopara halstedii
Lineage: Eukaryota; Oomycota; Peronosporomycetes; Peronosporales; Peronosporaceae
Exons: 6
Coding region: 1-477 (158 amino acids)
Biological process (GO): termination of RNA polymerase II transcription; regulation of transcription by RNA polymerase II
Cellular component (GO): mediator complex; core mediator complex
Molecular function (GO): transcription coregulator activity
Source: RefSeq, a predicted model, not a curated record